UGUCAAUUCCGUUAAUGGCGGCAACCUUGUUUUUCCUGAGGUAGCGUCGGUCCGUGCGAAGCAUUGUAUUAUUCAUUUUGUCAGUAGUCUCAGCAUCAAAGGUUUUGCGAUGCCGAGAGUCACUCGAAGAAGUUUGGCUGCAAAAGAGGAGUCUUCAACUCCAGAGCCAGCAGCCAAGUCAGGCCGUGGAAGGAGGGGUGCCAAGAAAGAAGAGGCAGAAGAUGUUCCAAUAGGCGAGCCUCAAGAACUCCCUACAAAACGUGGGCGUCAAGCUGCAGCUGAAGCUGAAACGUCUGGCAGAGGCCGUUCAGGUGGUAGAGGCCGCUCUGCUGCCAAAGGAAAGAAGCAGGAAGAACCUGAACCAGAUGAUGUAGAGGAAGAAGAGGAGGAGGAGGAGGAAGAGGAGAAGAAGCCCCAGAGAGGAGGCAGGGGACGAGGAAGGGGAAAGGGAGGGAGAGGCAAAGGUGCACGAGGGGCGAGUAGAGGAGCAAGAGGAAAGGCAGCUGAAGCAGAGAAUGAAGAGGAAGACGAGGACGAAGAGGAGGAAGUAGCUGAAGAGCCGAAAGCGAAGACAGGACGAGGUAGGGGUGGAAAGUCCAGUGUGUCACCGUCCCCACGAGUUGGAAAAAGAGGAGGCCGGGGUCAAGCAGUGGAAGAGGAGGAGAACAAGGAGAAAGAAGACAGUGCAGAAAUCGGACAGGGAGAGGGAAAACUGGCAGAAGUAGAGAAUGCUCCUGAAAAUGUGGAGGAGGACAAAACGCCGAGUGGCAGAGGGCGCAGAGGAACUGCAGCGAAGAGUGCAGAGACACCGGCCUCGGGUGGCCGCAGGAGUGGACGCGGCCAACGAUCAGCUGAGGCCACCCCAAAGUCAGUAACACCUGCCCGCUCCUCUCGUAGGGGUCGAGGGUCAGCUGCAGCUGAAGAGGAGGAAGCCUCAAAACCUGUGGAGGCGGAUGAGAUGGAGGCUACCAAAGCAGAGGAGCCUAUGGAAGCAGAGACCGCCCCCCAAGCUGAGCAAAAGACUGAUUCUGAGACUCAAGGCGAAGACAAAACAGACUCUAAGGAUGUUGAAGCAGCAGAAGAGAAAGAGGAAAAAGAAGAAGAAAAGAAAGUAGAAGAAAUGGAUACAGAGGCACAACAAUCUGAGGAGCCCAAGGAUGGACCAAGCCCAAGUAAGAAGCGUAAACUUGAUGAUGACGAUGCUGAUGAGGAAAAUGUCACAAAACGCCAGAGAACUUCAGAGCCUGUCCAGGCUGAAUCAGCACAGGAAGAAGCAGAGCUUCAGGACUUUGUGGUUGUUAAUAAAGAUGAUGUGCCCGCUCCAGACAGCAAGGAGGUGACGGAGUUGGCUGCGAAAGCCACCCCUGUGAAAGAAGAUCCCCCCGCAGCCCCUACAGAGUCCACAGAGCCAGUUGCGGAGAAGGCCAUGCCCGCUCCAGUGGAGAUCCCGGUGGUUGUGCCUCUAACGGAGGCCGAGCUAGCCAAACAGUACACAACUAUCCAUAGAGAUAGGGAUGAGACGUCUUCUACCAUGGUUGAAGUGGGAAGUGAAGCAGCCUCUGAUAUCACCGGUCUCUCUUCCCGUGGACUGGACAUCAGCGAUGCUGUGUCCAUGGACUCCACCUCCAUGGACCAACCACCUUCUGAAGCAACAGAGCCCCCUAUGGAUACCUCGGCCUCUUCCUCUCCCAAGGAAGCGGACCCUGUUGCUCCCCCACUUGUUACAGAAGUAGCAGCAGUCCCCCCUCCCACAGCCCAACAGAACAGCCUGCCUGCAGCAGCAUCGGCCACUGCAGAAAGCACAACUCCAGUUCCGGCAGCAGCGACAGACACCUCGUCUUCGUCUUCAGUUGAACCCGCAGCUCCUCCAGUUGUUAAUGACAAUCAGCAGCAGCCUCCGCCUCCCUCAGCCAACUCGUCAUCUGUCCCCUCAGCUCCUGCCCCUCCGGCUCCCUCCACAGAAUCAAGCACACCAUCAGCACUACUGGCGCCUAAUCAGCUCAUUCCAACACCUGCCGCCAAGCCAAACGGCACCAUUCAGGGUUCAGGACAGGUCAAUUCAUCCCCAUUAACAACGUCAACACCAGCAAAACCACCUCUUCUGGGCAGUAAUCCUGACAAAUAUGUGCCGUCUUCGCCAGCCAUCGACAAAAGAAAGUUCAUCCAAAAUCCUAGCUUCCCCAUAGAAAUGAUGGAUCCAGCAUUCUGUUUCAGCGUGGUCACCUACAAUAUUCUAGCUGACUGCCAUCUGAGAAGAUGGGACUACUCUUUUACGGAGCCGCAGUACUUGGACCAGACCUAUAGGCACAACUUGAUGAUGAAGGAGCUGGACUACCUGGACGGGGACGUCGUGUGCCUGCAGGAGGUCAACCCUCUCUAUUACACGCAGACACUCUACCCUGCCAUGCUCAACCGGGGCUACGAUGGUCACUUCAUGAAGAGAACCAAAGACUUUUAUGAUGAGGGAGAGGCUACCUUUGUCAAGACGUCCAAAUUUGAUGUGGUGUCCUCAGAGGGUAUUUCGUUGAAGGAUCUUGCUUUCAAGGAAGUGGAAACAGCUGGCCUGAGUGAGGAGGUGGCUAGGGCCGCCAAAAAGUACCUGGACAGGGCUGAUGUUAUCUUACUCUCCCGGUUGACCUGCAAGAAGACGGGCAAGACCGUCACCAUCUGCAACAUCCACGUGGUUUAUGAUCUGGCAGCACCAGAUGUCCAGUGUGUUCAGGUGGCCUCUGCCAUUAAAGAGCUUGUCUCAAAGGCUGGCAAUGAUCUCAAUCCCCACAUCAUCUGCGGGGAUUUCAACUCGGAGGUGACCAGCCCUGGCUACCAGCUGGCAAAGGAGGGCUACUUGUCUGAUGCUCACAUCCGCAACCUCCAGGCUAUGGAGACCAUGGACAACACAGAUGGAUCUUCCCGGUCAAUCAUUAACCAUCUGUGGAGGGCAUUCCAGCAUGCUUCUUCCAACUUGAGAAGUGCUUAUGAGACUGCAGUGGGUAAAGAACCUACGGUGACCUCGUACAACAAAAAUACGUAUGUAUGUUUGGACUACAUUUUCCACUCUGCCUCUUCCCUGGAUACUGUGGGUGUCCUGGAGGUGCUAGACAAGCACGUGGUGGACAGUGUGCGGGGGCUCCCCUCUCCUGGCAUACCCUCUGACCACCUCUCACUCAAGUCUAUCUUUAGAAUCAAGGACUAAGCAGCCAUUUAGCCAUUGUCCAAGCAUGUUCCUUGUGAAGCCCCCCAUCCUGUCUCAAAACUGUCUGCUGAAGGGAUGGAAGGGGAGAAUGUUUCUUCAUCUUGACAUGUCAGACUCGAAAGGAAACAAAAGUGCUCUACUGUCACACAUUUGUAUAUUUGUUCCAGCAUCUCACACUGCAUUUUAUAUACUUGAUUAUAAUUUAGUUUGAUUGUUUCAAAAAGAUUCUUUCUUUUACAUUGUUUUGUUUUUUCCCGUGUAUUUUAUGCCAUCCCUUUCCCUCUUGAACUAUUUGGCUUCAUGUUAUUCUGAUAUUUUUGGUAUAAAAUUCCUCAUACUUAUAGAGAUGGAAGAUACAAAUAUAACACACACACACACACACAAAAAUGAUAUCAUCGAAGGUUUUACCAGAAAAUUCUACAAUUUAUUCAGUGCACAAAAAGCCGCUACUUGAAUGAAUCAUAUUUUUCUUUCAUUCUUUUUGAGUUGUAAAAAUAAGUUUAUGUAUCUUUGAGACUGGAGAACAUGAUGUCUAGACCAAGAUGGCUAGUCUCCUAUUUUUUCGUUUGUUUGUUUGUUUGUUUUUUGGUUUGAAUAUGGCUUUGUAAUGGUCUGUCAAGCUCUCAAUAACAAAGCUGGCCUGGUUUCCUCAGUUUUUGUGCAAGAAAUAGUGUUUUCAUCGGAAUAAUUGAAUAUGCAGUUUGCAAUACCAUGAGGAUGGUUUGAGAGCCUUGUACUGAAGGUAGAGGGAUAUGGCUCAGUGACUUUAAGUUGUUUUUUUUGUUUUGUUGGGGUUUUUUUCUGUCAACGUUUCUUAUUUUUAAAAAUCUUUUGAUAAAACCAGGCUCUCUUGACAUGUUUUUCGUGAAAAAGAUUGUUUUGUGCCGAUUUCCCUAAGCGUUUGAGGGUUCCUGUGGAAUUUGUUUUUCCUUUUGUCCAUGCUAGUCAGAUUUUUAAAAAGUGACUAAAAGUGGAAACUGGGAAUGGGCUUUUUGCAUACGCAGAUUGCGCCUCAUCCAAUAUCUGCUGUAGCCCGCCUAUGCUUUUUGAAAGAUGAGCACAGAAUUGAGAGACAUAGCCAUACCAUGUUGCAUUUCUGUAAAUGAUCUCAUAAGUAUACAGGGAAAUGAGGGUUCAUUCAAAUAGUCAACUUCACCUAUAACUUCACCACCAUUAAGCACAUACAUUUUUCAAUGUUAGUGGUUAUUUUAGUGUCAGGCAUGUUCUGUACCCUGUGCCAGUUUGUUUUGUAUAAUCCCCUCUAAGUAUCCUCUGUAAGUAUUUUCUCGUAGCGUGCACUUCUCAUUUAAGCUAUGUUGUCUCAUAUGUAUUGAAACGUUCCCUCUAGUCAGGCGACUUUUGGUAGAAGUUCAGUUUCACCAUUUGCUGUGGUCUGUCAUGAACUUGUUAGUUAUAGGGUGUGUGGAUGACUCAUGCUGGACAUUUUUGUCAGUGACCAUGUGCGGAGGGAUGCCUCGAGGUCUUCCUCAAAACUGUUACUUUCCAAGACUAUUCUACUUCCUGGCUUGGGACACGUCAAGGCCUGUGUAGCAGCAUUAUAGAAAAGGCCUGAUGGUAGAGAGUUUUCAGUGUAGACUUGUAUAAAGUACACAUAAGUUUUGGUCAUAAAGAAUGAAGUAGGGUCUCUCUUAAAUGUACUGUAUAGAAUAGAAGUGCUUUUUUUGGUUGACCUUUAGGAUGCAAAGUUUAUGGGAUUAUUUGAGCUCUGUAAAGUGAUGAGAAAAUGCAAAGAAAAGAAUAAGUGUCAGAAAUAUAUAGAGUCUGUUUUGGUUUGUAUAGUCUAUGACAGAGACAUUUUUUAUUAGAAGAAUUCUUAGAAUUGUAAACAUGGAAAGCGAGAGGUCCAGAAUAUCAGCUUUAAAUUGAUUGUGUUAUCAUUAUUAUAGUUGUAAUUUUUCUUGUAUAGUACGUGAACAUUGUUCGUGUGCCUGAAAAAAAAAAGGGUACACAAGCAAACAUUUCUUACUUGUUCAGUCAAAAGGGUUUUAAAUAUUGAAUGCCUUUUAUUGAUUAAUCUGCUUCCCUAAAAAAUUAUCGUGGAUUCAUGCAAAAGCUUCUAUAAAAAUGUUUAAAAAAUGGCAGAUGACUAAGAGUUCAGAGGAAUUUCCAUCAGAUUUUUUUUUUUGGAUUGGUUUUCACUAAUUGGUUUAUUGCUCAGUACCCUUUCCUUGUGUGAUCAGACAUUUGGUGAGCAGUUAGAUUUUUUUAUUUUAAUGCUGUCACAGUUCAUUGAGCCAUUACGAAGCUGCUUUCCAUCACUCCUGUCUUCUUGCAACCCUUUGAGCCUCGGCAGUGGCGCCAUUGCUUUCCCAGAUCUUUAACAAUGGCUUUUGACUGUUUCAGUAUCCCUCAGCAGGUUGCAGGGUUUGCGCAGGUGCUUUCCUAAGUCGCCUUAUUUAGGCCACAAAAUCUAUUCAUUGCAAUACCAGUGUUUCAUUUUUUUUUCUUUGUUAUAUGGCACAAUUGGACUACGUACGGGGUAUAUUAAUUGUACAGAAAAAAACUUCUUUUUGUUAGGGUAACUUUGAUCUUUGCUGUUUAUUUCUUUACCUACUUUCUUUAUACUAUAUAAGGUUAACUUGUGUCAUCUGUGCUGGAUGGGUGUUGUUUUUGUGCCAAAAACUCGAAAGCUGCAAAAGUCCAUACAUUUUAUGAAACAUAUUUCUAAAUCUAGAGGUGUUACAGAAAGAUAUUUUAUAUUGAGAAGAGGCUUGCUUUUGGCUGAAAAGUUUGAAUUUAUUUGAAUUAUUUUGGAAGGAAUUUCAAUGUUAGCACACUCUUCUCUGUUAUCCGAAGUAUUUGGAAGGGGUGGGGGUUAAGGCCAUCUGCAGGUAAUAUUUCUCCCAUUUUUACCCGGUUGGACCUUGCAAUUCUUUUUCUCCAUUUUUGAAACGUACAUCCAUUUCCCCUGAAGUUUCAAGCUCCCAUUUCUAUCAAUUAUGUUUAGAAGUCAUGUAAAAAUGGGUCUUAAAAAAUAAUUUGCAAUUUUGGGUCUUGUUUUUAAAUAUUCUCUUCAUUUUUUUUUUUUCCGACUUCAAAUUACAUCUUCUCCAUUAUUUUUCAUCUGAAUGGCUUCAUUGUUUUACACAAUAUGCGUCUAUAGGUGACUUUUACUGAAAUGGAGGCUUUUUUGAAGAUAGUAAGAAAAUAAGUUACAAUCAGUGUUUGUGUUGGGAAUUUCGAGGUUGUUUGCUAUUGUCCAUAGUACAUAUUUUCAGAGUCUAUAAUUAUUUUCAUAAUCGUAAUAUUACAAAUUUAGCGUUAUUUGUUCAUUACAUAUGUGUUGUGUAGUUUGUACUUACUGAAAAUUAAAGCCAACGGACGAAAAAUAAGAGAAAAGAUAGCUUUUGAAAUUUGAUGAAAUUGUCCAAUAUGCAGGGCGUUUUCUUGGUUGCCAUGUGCUUAAUAAUAAAUAAUUACUUGAAUUUAUUCUUUGAUGUCUGACUAAUAUAAAUAUAUCAUCGUUUCUAUAUUUAGUCAAGGGUAUAUGGAUUUUAGAAAUUUCACCAGCAGAUGGCCUUCAGAACCCGCCACAGAAACAAAAUGCUUUUAUUUAAUGUUAUGCCUUACAUUGACUCUUGGGAUUGAAACGAAGAGCACUCUAUUUACGUCUCUGCAGUGACAUGGAUGGAAUGGUGAUCGUUUUUGGGUGGCACCACUUGUUUUUAAUCUGUAUUUCAUUUAUUCCCUGCACAGUGGAACGGUACCGUCUCUUUGAUUAUGAAGACUAAAUGGUGCUGGGAGUUGUUUUGAAACUUUCUCCUUUUAUCUUUUAUUUCAUGGGCGCGGUGCUGUCUUGAGAAAUUUCUAUGGAUGACUACUAAAAUAAUUGUUUGAUGAAGUAACAGCCAGAACAGUAAUUGUUUUGUUGUGAAUGAAUGCACGUUUAUCACAGAAUUGAAUUAAAUUUGAUAAAAUUUUUAGGACUAACUGGUUUUGUUGUUGUGAAGCAAUCUAAUUGUGUUACGGGUUCAGUCUGAGUUUUUAAGAUUCCUUGAAGUGAAUAGGAUUUCGCCUUUUUUUUUUUCUCGACAUUUAGGAAGAUUGUUUUGGGUGAGCUGGUUUUGUUUUCUGUUUAGAUACAAACAUACUUUUAUUUUGUUUCUGUUCAUGGGCUUGGCAUGGUCCCUUUGUAGCAUAUUUUCUAGCCUUAAGUAACACAUGUUUAAGCAUAGAUGAGUUACUGAAAGCCUGAAGCAAUGCAUGCAAAUAUAGCCAUUAUGUCCAAGUCUAGGAAAAACAGGGACAUUUUGUGCAGUUCAUUUCAGUAAACGGGGCUUCAAAACCAUCCGUUUAUUAAUGUACAGUCCCUUGUGCAGGGCAAACAGUCAAAGGUCCAAAGCUUGUCAUCUUUCUCAGGUAGUCCGUCUUUGGAAGGCAGCUUCUCAUUCCUGGCAAGUGAAUUGUUUUUUCUGUGUCCAGCAGUCAUGAGCACAUCUUGAAUAUGUGUACAUGUCCCCGUGAAAUACUUUACAUAUAGAUGUGGUGAAAAGUAAGUUCAGUUUUUUUGCUUUUGGAAAUUCCAGGGUUAUUAGAAGUCUUUAUUUUUUUAGGUCAUUUUUUUCAUGAGGUCAUUUUUUUUUCAUCCAUCCUAAAUGGGGACUUAAACUUUAGUUUACUUUUUUGCUCUUUCCUAUAGAAGGGCGAGAAUUUAAAAACUUUUCCCAUCUUUAUUUUUCUUUCUUGGUAACUUGAUUUUUAAAACAUUGUGUCUUAUAUGUUCCUUCUUUUUAUUGUUCCCUUCCCCCUCACCCCCACCUUUAAAAAUUUCUUUUAUCCUUUUGUUGGCAGCGUUAUACAAUAUUGUUUUGGGAUGUUGUUACAGAGAGGAGCUUUCAAAGUCCCAUUAAAGUCCUUCACAAUGACCCUGAAUUAUGUACGUUUCCAUAGACUUCCUGUUAUUGUACAGAUACAUACAUUGUUACAAACAUAAUACCGUUAAUAACAUAUUUACCUAAGUCCGAGAGGACCAUCUCUGCAUCGUAGCCAGACAGUGUGUACUAUUGUAUUGUCCCAUGUGUUUUCACCACGUUCCUCCGCAAGUCUAUAUGUUGGGUAGCAGCACAACUAUUGUUACUCUGGUUCUUCAGAUUGGACAGCAGGAACGAAAGACUGCUGUUUUUUUUGUUCUCCCCCACUCUGUACCAUGUGUCAACAAAAUCUGGAAUUUCAAUUUUAAGUGCAUUUUCCCAAAAUAAUCGCCACAACUCUUGAGAUUUUUACAGGGCUUCUUCCCGGUGCUCUGGAAAGUGUAAAAAAGUGAUUUUCAUCGAAACUCUGGAGUUUCGAUGCUUGAGUUGCUACCCUACGCUGUGUCAUGCUGGUACGUCCUGUGCCCAUCACCAAACUAAUGUGACUCAUAGACGAGGCUGAGGUUAAACGGAUUAUUGUGUUAAUUGUGUUCUGGAAAUACAAAACAAAGUGCCAGUGCAUUGGUCAUAUCCUCCUUUGUUACCACAACCCAUGGAAGAUGAAAUAUGGGAAAGAAGUUAGCUUAUUGUACCAUCCAUUUCUCAAAUUUUUAAUGUAACCAUCUUAAAUUGUGGAACGAUUAUACUUGUGUAUUUUUUAUAAGAUGCUGUGUUGAAUUUGGAUCUAGUUCAUAUCACUGUUAAAUGAAAUUGUGUAUGAAAUCAAAUUUUUUUCUGAAAUAAAAGUUCCAAUUUGAUGGCCAUC
Aplysia californica (California sea hare) is the source of this 8890-nucleotide messenger RNA. RefSeq names its product actin cytoskeleton-regulatory complex protein pan1. Gene Ontology annotation, biological process: nuclear-transcribed mRNA poly(A) tail shortening. The coding region runs from base 110 to 3193 and encodes 1027 amino acids. Gene Ontology annotation, cellular component: cytoplasm; CCR4-NOT complex; nucleus. The transcript has 15 exons. Gene Ontology annotation, molecular function: poly(A)-specific ribonuclease activity. The record is from RefSeq and is a predicted model, not a curated record. NCBI's taxonomy places the organism in Eukaryota, Metazoa, Mollusca, Gastropoda, Aplysiida, Aplysiidae.